Messenger RNA from Electrophorus electricus (electric eel), 1745 nucleotides. It is a transcript of the gene ccndx, whose product is annotated as cyclin Dx. Lineage: Eukaryota; Metazoa; Chordata; Actinopteri; Gymnotiformes; Gymnotidae. The record is from RefSeq and is a predicted model, not a curated record.
CUCUCUCUCUCUCUCCCUCAUACUCUCUCUCUCUCCACCUGUUGAUGCCAUUGUUGUGCUGUCUUAUUAUUUUCCUCCACUCACUUCACACACGCCUCUUUUAUUCCACACUUUCUCAUCAACAUCCUUUUUUUUUUUCCCCCUGUCCUUCUGGCUCUCGGAGGGUAUUUAAAGAGAGGCGGGAGCUGAGCAGCAUGAGACGCAGCACAGAGGCCUGCCCAGACACUCCCGUUCACCUGCGCACGUCCAGACACGCAGAACAGGCGCACUUAAGGCAGAGAUCGCACGCGCGGCACACUAACUCUCAGACACCUGGCCGAUAACUCGCGCAAACGCGAACGCGGCCACUCGUCCGCGCUUGGACACAGGAGGAGCAGGAGGUCGCGGUCCCUUCCGGAGAAGUGGAGGAGUGGCGUUCCGUCAGACAGGGACGAUGUCCGUGUCUCUGUGGUGUGAGGAGGUGGACGAGGUGCAGGCUGGAGCUCAGGGGGGAGAGGUGGCUGUGAGAGCCCCCUGGGACCCCAGCGUGUCUGGGCAGAGGGUGGUGCAGAGGCUGCUGCAGCUGGAGGAGAGGUACCUACCCUCGCAGCUUUACGUCUCACUCGUUCAGAGGGAGCCCAAACGCAGGGAGGAGCUCACCAAGUGGGCUCUGGAGGUAUGCUGCGAGUGUGGCUGCGAUGAGUCUGUGUUUCCACUGGCGGCCUCUCUGUUGGACCGGUACCUGUCUACCACGCUCUCUCUGCCUGUCUCCCCAUCCUGCCUGGCAGCCGCCUGCAUCCUGGUGGCCUCCAAGCUGACGGAGAGUGAGGCAGUUACCGCCGACACCCUGCGCGCUGCUGCCGAGUACGAGUUUCUCUCCUCAAACCUGCGGGAGAUGGAGCGUAUUGUGCUGGGGACCCUACGGUGGGAUGUUGCUGCGGUGACACCUCAGGACUUCAUCCCACACUUCCUGUCUUGUCUGGAGGAACUGCAUGGGGGAGACCUGGAAGUGGGCGACUUCAUCCUCACACUCCGUCGCCACAGCGACACACUAGCAGCCAUGUGUGUCUGCGACACACGCUUCCUGGGCACGCCUCCCUCUCUGAUUGCUGCAGCAGCACUGAACUCUGCUCUUCGUGGUCUGGAGGGGAGGAGCCAGAGAGAAAUGAGGCACAUGACCUCCAAGCUGGCCACACUCUGUCAAACCGAUCUGGCCGUGCUGCAGUGUUACAGUGAGCUGGUAGAGGGCGCGCUCAGGGAACGACUGAGAAGUGGGCUAAGAAACAGCGAAGAAGAAGAGGAGAAAUUUGACAGGCUGGAGGAGGACAGAGCGACCACUCCCACUGACCUGAGGGAGAUAGACCUCUAGCACAGGGCAAACACAAGCUGUUUUAAAUGCACAUCUAUAAUCGUCCUGUUAGCCAUCAGUGAAACUGAUGUAAACCUGGUUUCUAAAUGUUGUCCUAUGAUAAUUUUGAAAUUAUUUAAUUCUAAUUUAAUAAUUGUUGUUAUUUAUUUGUUUGUUUGAGGGAAUAAGAUUGACCUGUGCUAUAUACAUUUUGUUUGCAUUUCUGAGAUUUGUUGUUGUUUUUGCUUGUGUUUUGUACUAUUGUACUGGGUAUUGUACUAUUGCAAUGUGUACUAUUAAUUUAUUAUCAAUGUAUUUAUUCUUUAACUGUUAUAUUUUAUUUGAUACAUUUCACACUGUAUAACAAAGUGUCCAAUGAAAUUAAAAUCUAUUUUUAAAAAUAAAUAAUAUAGACAUA